AUGGACUCAACAGCUGAAGGCGCCUACAGUGCCUCAUCGGCAUCUCCCGCCCAGCAACAAUCCCGGCAUCGUGAGGAGCUUCACAUGUCGGAUCGGUUGCACAUGUCGCCACAAGAUUACGCUCCGCGCAUCAAGGUCGAGCAAGCUCACCCGUCCGCGACAGCGGCCAGCGUCGCCCGCACGCAUCCACUUCCGCAUACCCACGCCCACUACCAGCCAAGCAGCGCUGUACCCAACAUCCUCCAGCCUGGCGGCCUGACAGCGAGACCUCCGGCCAUAUCUGCAAACACAGCGCCGGCUGUUCCCACCGCCCAGCCAGACGAACGAGAGCAUUCGCGACCAUCCUUCAGCAUGUCGCAUUCCUACUCUCGAUCUAGCCCCUCGGGCGCCUACGACUCCGCGAGCGCUUACCAGCCGUACACUCCGACGACGCCAGGUGGCUCGGCGUCCAUGGCCUCGCAAUUUAUGUCGCCCUCCGAUGUCAGCUCCAAAUAUGGCUCAUCGAGCGGCACGAGGCAAUUUUCAAACACCCCUCUUGGCCUGGCCGACAUUCGACCACGGGCUGACUCGAGCAUGUCGGAUGGCGCCCCGGGAACACUGGGUUACGAUCUUGCGCACGCGCAGGCUGGGACGAGCAACUAUAUGGCUCCGUGGCCCAUUUAUGCAUUCGACUGGUGCAAAUGGCGACCACAGGGGAACAGCGCGGGCAAGCUGGCGGUGGGCAGUUACCUGGAAGAUGGUCACAAUUUCAUUCAGAUCCUCGAUAGCCAUGCCACGACAACCCCACAAGAUGUAUACGCCCCAGGAAACUCCAAGUACACUCUCGAAUUCAACAAAAUCGCAGAGGCGACGCACUCUUACCCGGUCACAAGGCUGUUGUGGGAGCCGCCCUCGUCGCAGAAACAGUCGACAGACCUAUUAGCAACAUCGGGGGACCAUCUCCGGCUGUGGUCGUUGCCCUCAGAGACACCUUCUACUCCGGGGAGCAACAUCGGCCGGAGAGGACAAGAUGGCCCAGCUACGAAACUGACACCCCUGGCACUGCUCUCCAAUUCGAAGACCCCCGAUCACACUGCGCCAUUGACGUCUCUCGAUUGGAACACCAUGAACCCAGCUCUCAUCAUUACGUCUAGCAUUGACACUACCUGCACUAUCUGGGAUAUUCCGUCCUUGACAGCGAAAACCCAACUCAUUGCCCACGACAAGGAGGUGUACGACGUCCGUUUCUGCGCGAAUACGGUGGAUGUUUUCGUCAGCUGUGGUCAGGAUGGCAGUGUGCGCAUGUUCGACUUGCGAAGCCUUGAACACUCGACCAUCAUUUAUGAGCCGACAGGCAAGGACGACAGAGCCCAACGUCUGCUCAGCAGUCAGGCUCCAACCCGCCCCCUCUGCUACGUCUUGCAACGUCUCCCCAUGAUACCCACCUCCUUGCCACCUUUGCUCAAGACUCAAACACCAUCCGCAUACUCGACGCCCGACAACCUGGCCAGGCGCUGCUUGAGCUGCGCGGCCACGGCGGUGCGGUCAACAGUCUGGACUGGUCACCACUGCGACGAGGUCUUCUUGCGUCCGGAGGAGAUGAUUGCCAAGUUCUACUUUGGGAUCUAUUGA
Molecule: messenger RNA, 1611 nt
Organism: Emericellopsis cladophorae
Lineage: Eukaryota; Fungi; Ascomycota; Sordariomycetes; Hypocreales; Bionectriaceae
Product: putative WD repeat-containing protein-like protein
Exons: 2
Coding region: 1-1611 (536 amino acids)
Cellular component (GO): nucleus
Molecular function (GO): protein binding
Source: RefSeq, a predicted model, not a curated record